UGGCCGGUCUGUCCCGCACUGUGGCCCCGCUGUCCCGUGUUGUGGCCGGGCUGUCCCCGUGUUGUGGCCGCGCUGUCCCCGUGUUGUGGCCGGUCUGUCCCCGUGUUGUGGCCCCGCUGUCCCGCUCCGCGGCCACUCGAGGGUGCCGGGGGGGCGGUCCCGGUCCCUCCCGGCGGGGGCGGCCGCUGUGGCCCGAGGCCGGACGGGUACAGGAACGGGCGCACCGGUACCGGCACCGAGCCCGGCCCGCGGAACCGGGACCAUGGCGGGGCUGGAGCGGUGCCAGCGCGAGGCCGAGGAGGUGGCGGAGCUGAUGCGACAGAACGUGGCCAAGGCGCUGGAGCGGGAGGGACACCUGGAGCAGCUGCAGAGCCGGGCCCAGGACCUGCGACAGGCGAGCGAGGCCUUCACCCGCACCACGCGCACGGUGACGCGGCGCCAGCGCAGGAGACACCGCCGGUGGCACCUGGUGGCCCUCGGCCUCGGCCUCCUCCUCCUCUUCAUCCUGGCGCUGGCCCUGGCGCUGGCCCUGGCGCGGGCAUCGCCCGGGGCUGGCACCAGCACUGUCCCCACCCCGCAGGGCGGCACCCAGCACCCCCCCAGCACCGCGGGCACCCUCUGAGCACAGAGGGACCGCAGGGGACAAUGAACAAAUGGCAGAGAAACACCCGGGCUCUGGGGACACCUGCAGUGACAACACUGUCACCCUGCAAGGACACUAACAAACCAGCGGGACAUCCUCCAGGGCACCCCACAGCCAACGAACUGCAAAAUCUGCUCUGAAGAGACCCCACACGGAAAACCCAGCCAGCCCCAGGCGAGGGAAACAGCACAGCGAGCACAGGAGCUCUGUGGGGACACCUGAGAUCCCAAACCUGCAGCGUGGACCUCGGGGAGACCCUGCAACAAAUAAACACCGGGGUCUGCUUUGGGAUGGCCCUGCAACAAAUAAACACCGGGGUCUGCUUUGGGAUGGCGCUGCAAUGAAUAAACACCAGGAUCUGGUUUGGGAUGGCCCUGCAAUGAAUAAACACCAGCAUCUGCUUUGGGACCAUCCUACAAUGAAUAAACUCCAGGAUCUGCUUUGGGAUGGCCCUUCAAUAAAUAAAAACCAGGGUCUGGUUUGAGAUCACCCUGCAAUAAAUAAACACCAGGAUCUGCUUUGGGAUGGCCCUGCAAUAAAUAAAUACCAGGAUCCUUUUGGGAUGACCCUACAAAAGUCAAGAAUCCAGAAUGUGAUACAGAGAUACCCCACAAUAACAAACCAGGAGGAUGGAAUCUUGAGGAAACCCUACAAUAAACAAACACCAGGA
Messenger RNA from Zonotrichia leucophrys gambelii, 1313 nucleotides. RefSeq names its product vesicle-associated membrane protein 5-like. The transcript is spliced from 3 exons. The coding region runs from base 263 to 622 and encodes 119 amino acids. Gene Ontology annotation, cellular component: plasma membrane. The record is from RefSeq and is a predicted model, not a curated record. Gene Ontology annotation, biological process: Golgi to plasma membrane protein transport. Lineage: Eukaryota; Metazoa; Chordata; Aves; Passeriformes; Passerellidae.